Messenger RNA from Symbiodinium necroappetens, 1482 nucleotides. The record is from the annotation of a GenBank genome assembly. NCBI's taxonomy places the organism in Eukaryota, Dinophyceae, Suessiales, Symbiodiniaceae.
AUGCCUCUUACAGAUAAAGUGGCGACACUCUUGGCUGCUGCUGAAGAAAUGAAGAAGAGGGCUUUGAAAGGAAGCUCUUAUGAUCAUGAUCAUGAGGAGCCCACGCAGCAGACCCCGAAGACCCCCACUAAGGAUGUGCCGUGCAAGGUUGAGAAAAGAACUCCAGGGCCACCCGUGCGCAAGGCGUGCAAGCUGGAGCAUCUGAGCCCGGCAGCUGCUCGAGAGGAUGCUGCGGUUUCUGUUGUGUCUGGUUCCUCCAAUCAGGGGACCCCGCACUCCAAACGUCGAAGCGGCACCCCGCACAGCAAGUCGAAGAAACGGCGCACCAGCAAAACCCCGACUCCAACAAAGGACCAAGCAGACACCGUAGCAGCGACUCAAGAAGAGCCCCCAGAAGCAACAGAAGAGCAAAAUCCAGACCAGUCCGUCACCGCAGCAAAUCCAGAAGAGGCCCAGAAAGCAACAACUCCAGGAAAGCGAACUCCAGACAAGGCCCUGAAAGCAGCAAGUCCAGAAGAGACCCAGAAAGCAGCAACUCCAGGAAAGCGAACUCCAGACAAGGCCGUCAAAGCAGCAAGUGCAGAAGAGACCCAGAAAGCAGCAACUCCAGGAAAGCGAACUCCAGACAAGGCCGUCAAAGCAGCAAGUGCAGAAGAGACGCAAGUGCCGACACCAGCCGAUCGAUAUGUAGACCAGCAGCAGAACAAAGCUUCCCCCCACAGUGUUGGAAAGCGCCCCAAUACUCCGCGGGAGAUCCGGAAAAUGGCUGGCAAGGCGAAGUCCAGUGCAGAUGCUCGAUCGGUUAUGUUCGAGGACUGGCUGCAGGGCGGCGAAAAUUGGAAAAGCUCGAAGCUGCUUGCGCGUUUGCGCAGCAAGUCCUCCUCGGCAGGCAGGGGGAUGAGGAAGUGGCUCUUCUGGAGCGAAAUGGUCACGCGUUUCGGCGAAAGCGUGGCACAGGCGCUCAGGGAGACAAAGGAGGCCGAUCCCGAACGAAGCCUCACGGAGAUACGCAAAUGGCCGGAGUGCGAGGACUAUGUGCAGUACCUAUGCCUUGUGGACUCCAGUGAGGAGGACUGCGACGAGGAGGAGUUUGAACAGAUCCUUGAAGCCCAGGCUGUCAGUCCGGAAGAGGCAGAAUCCCAGAAGGCCCAGCAGGAGAGAAAGACCAAAGCCAACAAGGCCUUGACCAGAGCAACAGAGAAGAUCAAGAUUGGUACAAAGAUUGAUCAGGAGGUGAAUGUCCAAGGGAUGGGCGACCACCUGCUUGAAGCCAUGAAGCUUGAUGUGAAAGCGCAGGCGCAGAAAGUGCAGGAUGCCCGCGGCCAGCUCCAGCUUGCAGUGGAUCGAGAUGAGGUCGACGAUCCCAUGGACAACCUCAUCAGCAGCCUGACUGCCAUGUGUGACACGUUCGAUAAAAUCCACAAGGAUUUCCUGAGUCGGAAAAACAAGGAUGCUAAUCCAGAAAAGAAGGCCAAGAAGUGA